Messenger RNA from Cryptosporidium muris RN66, 984 nucleotides. RefSeq names its product nucleosome assembly protein, putative. NCBI's taxonomy places the organism in Eukaryota, Apicomplexa, Conoidasida, Eucoccidiorida, Cryptosporidiidae. The record is from RefSeq and is a predicted model, not a curated record. Bases 1 to 984 code for a protein of 327 amino acids. Gene Ontology annotation, molecular function: histone binding; chromatin binding. The transcript has a single exon. Gene Ontology annotation, biological process: nucleosome assembly. Gene Ontology annotation, cellular component: chromatin; nucleus.
AUGAACGCUCAUGGUAAUGAUAUUUUGGAGGAGCUUGAUGAGCUAGAAGUACACCUAACGAAUGAAGGUAGAAUAUCUUUGGGAAAACUCCGGAGUCUACAAGAUGAAUUUAGACUUGUAGAACAAGAACACAUGGCAGAAAUGCGAAAAUUACGUGCCAAAUAUGAAAUUCAAUAUAAUAUGAUAUAUGAACGCAGGAAACAGGUUCUAGUGCAAGGUGAUGCUGAAGAAGGAGGAACUCCAGGCUUACCUCAAUUUUGGGUAAUUGCAAUGAAGAAUAGUAGAAUGCUAGGCUCUGCUAUUGAACUAUAUGAUAUACCUAUUCUUUCAUAUCUAGUAGAUAUUACUUAUGAAUGGACAGAUGAAUUACAAGCAGGCUUUACAUUAAAUUUUACGUUUAAACCAAAUUCAUACUUUGAAGGUACAAGUAUAUCUAAAACAUAUGUAAUGGUUCAGUUAGAUGAAGAUGAACCAUUAUUAAGCAAUACUACAGUAAGCCCAAUAUUAUGGAAACAAGGUAAAGACCCAACUCAGGAAGUUGUAACAAGAAGACAAAGACAUAAACAAACAAAAGAAAUUCGUAUGAUUACUGAAACAAUAACAAGAGAGAGCUUUUUUAAUUUUUUCAAGCCAUUAGAUGUUCCUACCGAUGAUAAGCUUGAAAAAAUGGAUAGAUAUGAUGUAAUGGAACUAGAAGCAGCUAUUGAGACAGACUAUGAAAUGGGAGUAUUUAUUAGAGACAAACUAAUUCCAUAUGCAGUACACUGGUUUACGGGUGAAGCUAUUGAUGAAGAUGAUGAAGCUGAUGAAGAUGAUGAAGGUGAUAUAUUAAAUAUUGAUGAUGAUGAUAAUGAUGAUGACGAUGAUGAUGACGAUGAUGAUAAUAAUAAUGAUGAUAAUGGUGGAAAACACAAAGCUAAAUUCAGGAAAUCAAAUCACAAACAUCUUAGUACUAAAACAGGUGAAGAGUGUAAGAAUCAAUAG